AUGAUGUUAGAAGCUAGAGACAACAUGGAGCAUGAAAUGUGGUGGGAGCCAAGAAGUAGAACUGCUAAUAUCUGGUUUUAUAAUUGGACAAAACUUGGAGCUCUAUACUACUUAGUUCCUGAUGAGUUUGUUGUGGAUGAAACAGUACAAGAUGUGAAGGAACUGAGAAAUCAGGAUGGGUGGAACAUGAGUAAACUACAACAGCUUUUUCCUACUGAUAUUGUUGAUCAUAUACCGGAAGAAUUAGACUUUCAUGAAUCUACAGAAGAAUGGGAUAAACCAAGGUGGAUGAUGACAACAUCUGGUAAAUUUACAGUUAGAAGUGCAUGGGAGCUCUUAAGAAGGAAAUUUGUGAAGUCUGAUAUAUACAAAAGCAUAUGGAUACCUGGUUUGCCUUUCAAAAUCUCAUUCUUUUUCUUGAGAUUGUGGAAAUGCAAACUUCCAGUAGGGGAUAUAAUGAGAAGGAUUGGGAGUGAUAUAGAAGGAAAAUUCUAUUGUUGUGAUCCUAAACAAUGUGAAACUGUAGAUCAUCUAUUUGUCACAAGAAAAGUUUCUUCACAAGUUUGGAGAUAUGUUAAAGCUGCUGCAGGAAUCACAACAACUUUGCUUCAGGUGAAACAUGUAAUACAGGUCUGGUGGAAUGCUAAUUUUUCAUCUAUGUUCAAAUCUAUUAUUAGGGCCAUGCCAGUGAUCACAAUGUGGCAAAUAUGGAAGUGGAGAAACACUAUGGUGCAUGGAGGGAAGAUGACAAUCAAUAAGGUGAUAUAUGAAAUAAAUUUGACCACACAUCAGAUGUGCAGGGUUAGAAAUCCAAGAAUGCAAGUACCAAAGUCUGUUCCACAGAUUAUGCAGAUGAUUGAAACAUACAAACCACAUAUAGUGAGCAAGAUAGUGAGAUGGAAUUUGCCUAUGCCAGGGUGGUUUAAGUGUAACUCAGAAGGUGCUUCUAGAGGAAAUCUAGGGCCAAGCUCAGUGGCAUUUUGUAUUAGGGACUCUGAGGGAGACCUGAUGCAUGCUGCAGCUAGAAUAAUAUCAGAUGGAUCAAACUUAGUUGCUGAAGCAAUGGCUUUACAGGAGGGUAUUAAAUACUGUGUGACAAAUGAUCUAUUGCCUGUGAACAUCAUUUCAAUAGUUACCAAUCACUUCCAAGGAAAGCAAGACUGA
This is a messenger RNA of Lycium barbarum (goji berry), 1164 nucleotides long. RefSeq lists its product as uncharacterized. Bases 1 to 1164 code for a protein of 387 amino acids. The record is from RefSeq and is a predicted model, not a curated record. The transcript has 2 exons. Lineage: Eukaryota; Viridiplantae; Streptophyta; Magnoliopsida; Solanales; Solanaceae. Gene Ontology annotation, molecular function: nucleic acid binding; RNA-DNA hybrid ribonuclease activity.